Messenger RNA from Megalops cyprinoides (Indo-Pacific tarpon), 1794 nucleotides. Its product is annotated as cytochrome b-c1 complex subunit 1, mitochondrial-like. Gene Ontology annotation, molecular function: metal ion binding. NCBI's taxonomy places the organism in Eukaryota, Metazoa, Chordata, Actinopteri, Elopiformes, Megalopidae. The transcript has 13 exons. Bases 14 to 1450 code for a protein of 478 amino acids. The record is from RefSeq and is a predicted model, not a curated record. Gene Ontology annotation, cellular component: mitochondrion.
UUGUGACAGAAAGAUGGCGGCGUCCGUGUGUCGUGCCGGGAGCGCAGUGGGUCGAGCUCUGUCUAAAAUUCGCAGCCCUGCCUUGCUGUCGGGAAGGCGGGGCCAGGCCAGUGUGUCAUAUGCACAGAGCCUGCUGGGAAUCCCAGAGACUCAACUCACUACCCUGGACAACGGCUUGCGGGUCGCCUCCGAGGAGACUGGACACGGCACCUGCACUGUGGGGCUGUGGAUUAACUGUGGCAGUCGCUAUGAGACAGAGAAGAACAAUGGAACAGGCUUCUUCCUGGAGCACCUGGCCUUCAAGGGGACAAAGAAGCAUCCCCAGGCAGCCCUGGAACAGGAGGUGGAGUCCAUGGGGGCUCACCUGUCCGUAUACACCUCCCGAGAGCACACCGCCUACUUCAUGAAGACGCUCACCAAGGACAUGCCCAAAGCUGUGGAGCUGCUGUCGGAGGUGGUGCAGAGCAGCGCGCUGAGCGAGUCGGAGCUGGAGCGGCAGCGCGACGUGGUGCUGAGGGAGCUGGAGGAGCUGGAGGGCAGCCUGCAGGACGUCUGCCUGGACCUGCUGCACGCCACCGCCUACCAGGGCACCCCGCUGGGCCACAGCGUCCUGGGACCCUCACACAACGCCAGGACUCUGACGCGUCAGGACCUGGUGGAGUACAUCAACAGCCACUACAAGGCCCCUCGUAUGGUGCUGGCUGCUGCUGGGGGAGUGCAUCACAGCGAACUGGUGGAUCUGGCCAAGAAGCACUUCAGCGGGGUGUCGUUUGAGUAUGAGGGGGAUGCGGUGCCUGUGCUAUCUCCCUGCCGCUUCACUGGGAGCGAGGUCCGCAUGCGUGAUGAUGACAUGCCUCUGGCGCAUGUCGCCAUCGCUGUAGAGGGCGCCAGCGCCACCAGCGAAGACAUCGUGCCCCUCAUGGUGGCCAACGCCAUGACUGGCAGCUAUGACAUCACCUAUGGCGGGGGAAAGAACCUGAGCAGCCGUCUGGCACGCAUGGUGGUGGAGGAGAAUCUGUGCCACAGCUUCCAGGCCUUCCACACCGCCUACAGCGACACCGGCCUGCUGGGCAUCUACUUCGUCACCGACAAGCACCACAUCGAUGACAUGAUGCACGUCGCCCAGAACCAGUGGAUGAACCUCUGCACCACUGUCACCGAGAGCGACGUGGUCCGCGCCAAGAACGUGCUGAAGGCCAACCUGCUUUCACAGCUGGACGGAACCACGCCACUGUGUGAGGACAUCGGCAGACACAUCCUCACCUACGGCCGGCGCGUCCCCCUGGCCGAGUGGAACGCCAGGAUCGAUGCUGUGACCCCAAAGAUUGUACGAGACGUGUGCUCCAAAUACAUCUAUGACAAGUGUCCUGCAGUGGCUGCUGUCGGUCCAGUCGAGCAGCUGCCUGACUACAACAGAAUGCGCAGUGCCAUGUAUUGGCUCCGAUUCUAAACCUGCCGUGGAGAGCCACAGUUCCGCUGGACCUGUCACCAUCAUCCCCGCCCUGACUCCCUCCUACCCCUCUCUCCCUAUCCCCAUCCUUCACUCCCUCCCACCCAUCCCUUCCUUCAGAGGACAGUGUGACGGAGAGCCCUCGUCCCCUUACCAGUGGCUCAGAGUCCCCUCUGUUUGUGUCGUCCAAUCCCCUGUCACUUCUGUCUCCUCCUCCUCCAAUCAUGUGUCACCACACGCCGAACCUCCCCAAUCCAAGUGUGCCAAUGUAGGACAAGUCUUCGGGGCGGGGUGAAUGCCGUGUUCAUGUACCGCUUUGAUUGUUCUGUAUUUUUAACCACUGA